CCCGGCAGUUGAGCUGUAAGCUGCGCCAUCCCGCUCCGCCGCCUCACACCAAGCCGCGAAACUUCCUGUAACCAUCAAAGUCAACUGAGGGUAUAAUGCUCAUACGAUGAAGCCUCUCUUCGUUGUGAUCAACGGCUUAGACGAUCUGGAAAGCAACAACAGUUGUUCGACAGAAAAGCGCAAUUCCAUCCAAGCCAAGCCGAUUUCAGAUCUGUGGCCGGAUGCCGAAGUCAGGAUCUUUGACUUGUUUGAUAAGAACGCCCCGCCCUCGCAAGUCAACGAGAUUUAUCUUAUACAGCAUGCUCGACGUAUCAUUCGCGACUUGAAUUGCUCCGAUGAUGUACCAUUGCGUACUUAUGCCAAUCCCUCCCCAGUGGUGUUCCUUGCUCACAACUGCGGCGCUGCACUGGUUCAAAAGAUCUUGUUCUUGGCCAUCCAAGACAUUUCUUCGCAGUGGCUCGCUAUUUGGGCAGUCGCUGUUCACUUUGUUAACUCGCUUGCGGUUGUCAACGAUGGGCAGUCCGAAUGGGAACAUUACGUUGUCAACCUCCUAUCGAAUACUAAAAUGGGUCUUUGGCACCUUUCAGGCAUCUUUGAAAAGUUGCCGAGUGCAUUGUUGCAAGUUGGGGUUGAGUUCUCGGCCAUCGCAGAUGCAUUUAGCAUUCAUUACCACAGCAUCCAGAGUACAGGCUCAGACAAAACUUUGCGUGGCUUGUGGGGCCUCCACAAUGGGCAAGAAGGAUACGUUGACAUGCUUGCAAGCAUCCAUGGGGCCCUUCAUCAGGACUGGUGGGACUCAUUUAGAGAAACACGUCGACCAUUUUGGGAGAGGUUCUAUCACAGGUAUAUUGCGGUUGGUGGAGGAAGCUUGGGCUGGUUGAUCCCAGACCGCCAGGGGCAGCCUUACAGUUUCUUACAGAGCAGCUUCCAUGACAAACCCCCCUUCGAUUUGAAGUCAUGGAUGGAAUCUUCCAGGUCAGAAAUCCUGCUGGUCGUUGGGUCUCCGGAAUCUGGUACCAGAAGCCUUGCUUGUUGGGCUCUUACGACGCUACAACAAACGCCAAGCGCCCUCAAAGCGGACAUGAUGGUUCUCAGCUACGACUUCACUGCCCAAAAUGCGAGACCAAGAACUGAGAGCUCCGUUCUUACGUCCCUCAUUCAACAGAUUAUCAUGCUCAGUCCCGACAGUUGUCUACACGUCAAGAGGCAUAUGAAAAGUAUUUUCAGGUCAAACAUGCCUUACGUACCGUGUAACCUGUUAUGGAGCUUACUCAGAACUCUUCUCGAAGCUGUUAAGCCUCAUCGAAUAUUUUUGGUCAUACAUGCCAUCGACCAAUGUCCACAAGAUGCGCCGAGGGCAGGAACACCGAGACAUCCACGAGCGGUCGGAUGCAAACUGGCAGAUCUCUUGCUCAUCUCUCAAGGACCAUUGGCCAGACACGUGAAGAUCCUCAUGACAAGCUCAAAUGAUUUGGGCCUAAAGCAAGAAAACCAGAUACGGCGGUUUGACCUCAAAGAAGACAGCUGCAGAGACAUUGUCAAGAGAGUUGCCAAAGAAAGAGUUUCAAAAGUCUUAUCGCAAGCAUCCGCUUGGAGAGACUUUGAGCCUGAGAUCAUGGAAAAGAUUUGCGUGAAGGAUCACACUUACCUUCAGACCAUGCUCAACAUCGGACUCCUGGAGCAAAGCACAAUUCCCGCAACAAAGGAAGCCAUAAAGUGUUGGUUGUCCAAACCCCUCCCUUUCGGUGCAGAAUCUGCGCUCUUCGAGGUACACGACGUCAUGUCAGCCAGAAACAUUCUCAGCUGGGUGUCAUACGCAGUUCGACCGCUCACCCUUCGCGAACUUUCGGUCGCGGUAGCGCUGCAGGGCCUCUCCCUAACUGAUGCACUGAUGAUUGGAAAUAUGUCACUCGAGUUGCUAGAAGCCAAAGUCUCAUCCAAUCUAGCAAGAGACAUUGAAAAUCCCUUAAAGAUACUCAUCGAUAUCGAGGAUGAUCAGCACGUUACGCUUGCUCAUCAUACACUGCGGCCAUAUCUUGAAAAAGAAGGGACAUGGCUAUGGCCGGAGCAACACGCUUCAAUUGCCAGUUGUUGUUUAUCCUACAUGAAGCUCUGCUCUCAACACAACACUGAAAACGAUGCUCCACAGCCUGAGAAUUCCGCGCUCGACGAUGCUUUUGCGCUCUUGGAAUAUUCCCAGAUUUAUUGGACACAGCAUUAUGUCCUUGCGCGUUCAUCCAACGAUGACCUCGAUGAGCAGGUUCUUGACUUUCUCACUUCCGGAUCCGAGUCACCCGCCCUCCGAUCAUGGGCAGAGGCGUACCAGACUAUUCAUGAUAAGGCGCAACUCGAACAGCUUGACAUUGAUGAUCCUUUAACUUUGGCAGUCCAACUCGGCUUGAGUCGGAUCGUGCGAGUGAUAGUUGGGAGGGAAAACGUCCAACAACAACCGGAGAGGCUGGAGAAGGCACUGAGUCUUUCGGCCAAGUCCAUGCCCCUGACAUCCGAGAUAAUGGGGUAUCUUUUGCCCCAUAAACUUCCGAGUCACGACUUGAGUCCCGCACUUCUUGCUGCGGCACAAUAUGGCAACACGGACUGCCUUGGAUUGCUCCUGGACCACAUGGGUGGUUCUUUGGACGGCUUAUUGCAGUCAGCUCAAGCACCUGAGAAUCAAGAUCCGGUCUUGUUAGCAGUCUCAGGCGGACACACAUCAACUGUCGAGCUGCUACUUAACCGAGGGUGCAGCGUUCUCAGAGAAGACACAGUCAAAAACACCACACUACACCUCGCUGCGCAGCUGGGUGAUGCCGAAACGCUGUCAAUCAUGAAGACGCUGCAAAAAACCGAUUUCAGCAUUGCACGACGGUUGAAGUCGACGCCUCGAGAUCUGACACCUCUGGGACUGGCCUGUCGCAUAGGAUCGUCACCGACCAUUGACAUCCUUCUCGAGGAUUGUGGCACCGAAGACGGCUCACCGCCAUUCGGAUUACCUACUGCCGAUAUCUUGGUGAAUAUCAUGUUGACUGGGAACCUCACAAUGUAUCAGAAGCUUGCCGUUAUGGUGAAGAAUCCUUUCAGUCAGUCAUACGAGCGAUUUUCCACACCUCUCUUCGCGCGGACUGCUUCCAUGGAAGUACUUAAGUACUUUGUGGAAGUGGAAGAGAAGUCAAUCGAGGGUGAUGCAGAUAACGCACAUCAAGAUACACCCAAAAAAGCAUUCAAUGACGGGAUAUACGACUCCAUUCGUUGCGCUUGUGAAUGCCUUAACGAUGAUCUCGCAAUUUGGCUUUGGAGGAAGUUGGAUCAACCUGGAUGGGAUGUUCAUUUUCGAACUGCGGUCCAACACGGUAGCCUCCCUUUACUCAAGCAUCUUCUCAACCAUGGAUAUCCACUGGAUAAGACUCUGAGCACCAAAUAUGGUGUCACUACCUGGGUGGAGAGGAUACACACUGCAGUGUUCUGUAAUCACGUCGACGUCGUGAGAUACCUCGCGCAAACCAUGGCGAAGGCUAGGGACUCAGUCAUCCAGCAUUUGAAACCAAAGAAACCCGAGCUUGCAUCAUUACUCAUCCGAGCCGCCCAUUUAAAUUACGUAUUCUGCCUCCGCGAGUUGCUUCGUGAGAUCUUUGUUCCUUUCGAUCUUUCGGAGGUAUGGGGCAUAGUUUUGGAGAACGUUGUCACCGGGACCAGCCUGACAAGUCUUAUGGAUGUGUGUGAGUUGAAACCAAAGGGAUAUAAACUGUCCUCGUCUCUCGGAAUAACGGCUUUGCGGAGGGCCUUAACUCUCGAGGAUACACGAAGGUUGGAGCGUGUGGAUGUGCUACUCAACAAAGGCAUCUUGAAGCCCAGCUUGGCGGAUAAUGGUGACACAUCGGCUCUACAUGUCGCAGUGGGAGAAGAACCAUACGACGUCAAUGUCGUGAAGCUGUUACUGCAAGCAGGAGCAAGUCCAAAUGUGGGCAAGGUGUAUUCGCACACUCCCUUGCACGUUGCGGUCAAGAAAGGGUUGACUGAUAUCUUUCACCUUCUUCUCCAGCAUGGUGGCGACCCUAAUAUAUGUGAUUACGAAGGUCAAAAUGCUCUCCAUCUGGCGAUACGGGACGGAAGAAAUGACAUGAUCAGGCUCCUUCUCGACCCGUGGAUUCAACCCGAGCGGCACGGCCGUGAUCAUUCAAGCAGUCGUAUGCCUCCCGCUCUAUCCCGGCGCAACACCGAGAGACGGCGGGUUUCUCAUCCAACCCCAGAUCUGCUUUCGACAGAUAAUCUUAAGCGACCCUCCAUGGACGCUCCAACGGCGGAUAUGCAUAAAAAGACACCACUCAUCCUUGCAGUCGAGAAAAGACUCAUUGAUGUUGUGCAUAAGUUGCUGCUAGCGGGCGCAAACCCAAAUCUACAAGCUUCAGACGGGUGCACUCCGCUCAAUAUCGCCAUAUGGACAGGGUCGCUAGAGCUGGUGAGGAUGCUCAUUGAAAAUAAAGCGGACGUGAACAAGAUAACCAGCCAUCCGUUUGGAAGUCCACUACAUUUUCUUGUUCGUCGACGCCCCAAAACCUCAUACUUCCAGAAUGUGGCAGAGCUACUAUUUCAAAACAACGCAAACGUCAAGGCCCAGGACUUGCUCGGGUUUACUCCAUUGAUGAGGUACUUGUGCCAGUAUCAAGCUCCUGUGAUCGCUGUGGACCCAGCACCCCCAAGUGUUUUGGAGAAGCUUACAGAAGAGACCGCUCUACCCAUCGCCAACACCUUCGGUAAAACCGCUUUGCAUUACGCUGCCUUUUUUUCCAAUACAUGUGGUAUGGUCAUCAAACUUCUUCAAGCCGGGGCAGAUCCACUCGCGCGUGACAAUCUUGGCCACAGACCGCUAUACUACGGUCUCCUCAACGUGGACAGGGCGGGCGAGAUGUUGCCGGAUUUGGUGCCAAUCUUGAUCAGUGCCAUUCCUCCAAGUGCCCGGCGCCUUACCCUUUCUGAAGCUAUCAUUGCAGCAGUGAAGACCGGACUGGAAAGGCCGUUGGAUAUGAUUUUAGAGGCGGCAGGAGAGGGUUUUGACUUUCUUGACAAUCCAGACAAUAGCGGGUACCGGGCCCUGGACAUUGCCUCUUCGUUUGGGAAAGGUUUUGAAACGGCUUGCCAGAAGAUCAUUAACUUGGGAGGGAAGGCUGCACUAGACGAUGAGAAACAGACGCCUACGCAAUGGAACAAGGAUGAUAGGAGCGAGUAUCUCGACGUGUCGGAGAAUGGAACAGAGGUGUCAUCCAUAGCAUAUCCAAUAGAUUCCAACUCGAUGCUGCUUAUCGGAACAGUGCGGGCGGAUCAUCCUAUUCCCACCAACAAACCGUUCUACUUCGAGGUGGAAGUUGUCGAACUGCCGAUACUAGGCUGCGUUUAUGAUGAAAAUCGCAAUUGGCUUUCAAACGGAACAAUGUACACUACGCGCUUGCGUCGGCUGGAGAAGAAGCUCAUGGGGUUAUCACAGUGAUAACGGCGAAGUGUACAGUGAUGACGGCGAAGUUUACAACGCCUUGGAUCUUAAUUACAGGUCCAUUUACGGGGAUGAGGAUGAUUGUAGACCUACACUGUACGGUGAAACCGACGUCAUUGGCGUUUUUGUCGACCAGCCCUUAGAAAGGGC
This is a messenger RNA of Neurospora hispaniola, 5632 nucleotides long. RefSeq lists its product as uncharacterized. NCBI's taxonomy places the organism in Eukaryota, Fungi, Ascomycota, Sordariomycetes, Sordariales, Sordariaceae. The transcript has 9 exons. Bases 107 to 5479 code for a protein of 1790 amino acids. The record is from RefSeq and is a predicted model, not a curated record. Gene Ontology annotation, molecular function: protein binding.